Messenger RNA from Impatiens glandulifera, 1282 nucleotides. Its product is annotated as shikimate kinase, chloroplastic-like. The record is from RefSeq and is a predicted model, not a curated record. NCBI's taxonomy places the organism in Eukaryota, Viridiplantae, Streptophyta, Magnoliopsida, Ericales, Balsaminaceae. Bases 239 to 1123 code for a protein of 294 amino acids. The transcript is spliced from 11 exons. Gene Ontology annotation, cellular component: chloroplast. Gene Ontology annotation, molecular function: shikimate kinase activity.
CUUCAUUCACUUGAUAUAAUCCAAACCGAAGUUCAAAGCCGAUGAAACAUAAAUAGUUGUAUUGACGCUCGCUCGCCUGAGGAAUUGCAGAGUUAAAGAAGAAAGAGGCGAAUCCUACUUUCAGUAAUAAAGCUCGAUAAUCCUUCUUCUGAGCUGAAGAUUGCAAACCCACUUGAAUGUUUGUGUGAAUACUAGUCAAGUCUGGUGUUGUAUUUGUUUGAGAUUUGAGGAGGUGGAUAUGGAAGCUACUGCUGGUCUCAGAUCACACUUAUCCUUGUGGAUUGAUUGUGAGAAGAUUACAAGGAGACCAAGGAACUUGUUGCAGUUACCUCAAAGAUGUAGAGGGGAAAAGACUCGGAUUCUUGUCUCGGGUCAUAUGCAACUUAAAAGAAGACCAGACAACCACAGGCUUGAAGGAUUGAAGGUUUCAUGUUCCUUCCAAAACCAAGUGCCUGGAUCGGUACUGGAUUCCAAAAGUUUACCAACUUCUCUUGAUGAAGCAACGAUUCUAAAGAGUAAAUCUGAAGAAAUUGAACAAGUGUUAGAUGGACAGUGUGUAUAUCUGGUUGGGAUGAUGGGCUCUGGUAAGACUACAGUUGGCAAAGUUUUGGCAGAUGCUCUUGGCUAUUCAUUUAUUGACAGUGACAAAUUGAUAGAAGAUGCUGCAGAAGGAACUCCUGUGGCUGAAAUCUUUAAGCGAUAUGGUGAAAGUUUUUUCAGAGACAGCGAGACUGAUGUUUUGCGCAAGCUUUGCACCAUGCAGCGCAAUAUAAUUUCCACUGGUGGGGGGAUAGUCACUCGACCUAUCAACUGGAAAUACAUGCACAAGGGAAUUAGCCUUUGGCUAGAUGUACCACUAGAAGCAUUGGCAAGAAGAAUUGUGGCUGCUGGCACUAAGACUCGUCCCCUUUUGCAUCAGGAAUCAGGUGACAUUUAUUUGAAGACUUUAACGCGUCUUACAAAUCUUAUGACCGAGAGAAGUGAAUCAUAUGAAAACGCGGAUGUGAGGAUUUCUUUUGAAAAUAUUGCGGCUAAGCUAGGUUGCGACGAUGUAUGCAAUCUCACUCCUACAGUAAUUGCUAUCGAGGCACUUGUUCAAAUUGACAAUUUUCUCAGGAAAUAGAGACAUGAUUUAUGUUCCUUUUGGAUGUUGUUGUGUACUUUUGGCUAUUGAUUUUUUGAAAAACUAAUGAAUAAUUUAUUCAAUUGCAGUAUGUUAUGUUGUUGAUUCUUUGUUAUAGAGAUUAUGUAUGUUUCUAAUAAAUAAUUCUGUUUGUUUGUU